Messenger RNA from Lotus japonicus, 2376 nucleotides. RefSeq names its product LEAF RUST 10 DISEASE-RESISTANCE LOCUS RECEPTOR-LIKE PROTEIN KINASE-like 2.2. Bases 131 to 2317 code for a protein of 728 amino acids. The record is from RefSeq and is a predicted model, not a curated record. Gene Ontology annotation, biological process: protein phosphorylation. Gene Ontology annotation, molecular function: protein kinase activity; ATP binding; polysaccharide binding. The transcript is spliced from 4 exons. NCBI's taxonomy places the organism in Eukaryota, Viridiplantae, Streptophyta, Magnoliopsida, Fabales, Fabaceae.
UGGUAUUAUUGCUACAUCUCUGGCCACAUGAUUUCGUCCUUAGAAACAGACUAUAUGAAAUUAUGAAUGAAACAUGUUGGUUGGUUGUUUCGUUCCCCGGCCUAUAGGCUAUAGCUAUUAGCAAUAAAUCAUGAAAUUGAAAUCCUUCUUCUCCUCCCCCUGGUUUCUCCAAAUUAUACUGCUACUUCUGCAAACUAGUUUUGCAACAAGUAAAAGGACAAAAUGUCUCCCUUCUCAUUGCGGCAAUAUCACUAACAUAUUGUAUCCAUUUCGGCUGAAGGAUGACCCUGCAACUUGUGGGCAUCGGGAGUAUGAAUUAACUUGCCAAAACAACCAGACAUUAUUGCUACCUUUGUUUCCAGGCCAAAACUACCAUGUGAAGGCAAUCAACUACAACAAUUUCACAGUCCGGCUCGUUGAUCCCGCCAUUCAUGAGACUGAUUGCUCCUCCAUUCCUCGCUAUUUCCUAUCCGCCGCCAAUUUCUCUGGUUCCUACGAUGAUAGAUUCACCACUUAUGACGGACCUGGCUAUGGCAACUACGACGAUGCAGAGUCUUAUGAAGUCAUUCAAAAUCAAUUAUAUAAUAGAACCGAUGAUGCCUUUCACAUCCUACGAAUGCUGCAGCACGUGAUUUACAUGAACUGUAGCAAUCCAGUUAGGGAUGAUCCAGUGUAUGUGGAUACAGCAGCUCCCUGCAGCAGCAGCAACGUUGUUGUUAAUUCGCAUGAUGAUUCAAAAGGCCAUGUUUAUGCCAUCGCUGGAGACUUGACGGCUGGGAGUUCAAAACCUUACUGCCAUGUCAAGGUUGUUACUCCUGUAUCCAUUUUUGCUGACAAUUCUUGUCCAACGCAGGUAGUGAAACCCAACCAAACAUCUUCCUAUGGUGAAAUUCAUAGGAUGUUAGUCACUGGAUUUGAGGUUUCAUGGAUGACUCGAAUUUGUCAAGAUCGUUGUGAUAAGCCUGGUUGUUUUUUCAAUUGCACCUCCCAGAAGCUCCAAUGCAACAAUUAUCAUGACUGUACAAGUCCACUGGGAUAUCCAAUCACUUGUGGUACUGGGGGGCAUAAAUUAGGAAUUCGGACAAAGGGGCGCUUAUUUCUCGAAGAAUUUUUACUCGGGAUUGGCAAAGGACUAACAAUGGGAAGGAUACUUGAUGAAUCUUUUGGCUUUUGGGAAUCUCAAUCCAUUAAUAUAAUUGGAAGAGCUGCGGGGUUUGUUUUGGCAACAUUUAUUGAAAUAAGACUUAUAUUUGGUCUCAUAAUCCUCUUUGGAAAACUGAUACAUAUAUAUUGGACAAGACAUGCAUCAGUUUAUGAAAAUAUUGAGGAUUUUCUUCAAGGGAACUCCCUCAUGCCAAUAAGGUACUCAUACAAAGAUAUAAAGAAGAUGACUAAAGGUUUUAAAGACAAGUUGGGUGAAGGAGGCUAUGGUUCUGUUUAUAAAGGAAAAUUGCGUAGUGGAAUUUUUGUAGGCGUAAAGAUGUUGGGCAAACCUAAGGCUAAUGGGCAAGAGUUCAUUAGUGAAGUUGCAACCAUAGGAAGGAUACAUCAUGGCAAUGUGGUUCAACUUAUUGGAUUUUGUGUUGAGGCAUCUAAACGUGCUCUUGUUUAUGAAUUCAUGCCUAAAGGAUCUCUUGAUAAGUAUAUUUCCUCCAAAGAAGAUGACAUCUCUCUAACUUAUAAUCAAAUGUACAGAAUAUCUCUUGGGGUUGCUCGAGGUAUUUCAUAUUUGCAUGAAGGUUGUGACAUGCAGAUUCUACAUUUUGAUAUCAAGCCUCACAACAUCCUUCUUGAUGAGAACUUUAACCUUAAGGUAUCAGACUUCGGUCUGGCAAAACUUUACCCAAUUAACAAUAGCAUUGUCAAUUUGACUGCAGCGAGAGGAACAAUUGGUUAUAUGGCUCCAGAAUUGUUUUAUCAAAAUGUUGGAGGAGUGUCCUAUAAGGCUGAUGUAUAUAGCUUUGGAAUGCUUUUGAUGGAAAUGGCAAAUAGGAGAAGAAAUUUGAAUCCAUAUGCAGAUAAUUCAAGUGAAAUUUUCCUCCCUUUUUGGAUUUACGACCAAUUGAAGGAAGAAAGGGAGAUAGAAAUUGGAGAAGUUACCCAGGAGGAAAAGAAUAAUGUCAAAAAGAUGUUCAUAGUUGCUUUAUGGUGUAUACAGUUGAGACCCAAUGACCGUCCUUCAAUGAACAAAGUAAUAGAAAUGCUUGAAGGAGAUGUUGAAAGCAUUAUAAUGCCUCCAAAGCCUUCUCUAUACCCAACUGAAACUAUUCAAGAUCUUGAAAAUAGUCCUGAUAGUGAUGCUUUUAGUUCAAUGUAAUUUGUUCAGAAAACUUUAUAAUAUAUCCUUUAAUAAAGCCCUCUGCUUCAUAUUUUCUA